Messenger RNA from Didymodactylos carnosus, 399 nucleotides. The record is from the annotation of a GenBank genome assembly. NCBI's taxonomy places the organism in Eukaryota, Metazoa, Rotifera, Eurotatoria, Philodinida, Philodinidae.
AUGAAUGAACAAAAUCUAGUACUAAUUGCAGGUGGUUCUGAAGCUAUGAGAAAUGCAUUUUCAAAAGUAUUUGGAACAGAUCGUAGUAUUGUUAUGCGCUGGGCUCAUAUGCGUAAACGCGAAGAAAAACAGUUAUGUUUAGUAGAAGAUAAAAAUUUACAUACUGAAAUUAUGGAUGACGAUGAUACAUUACAACUGUCGAAAGAUAACACAACAUUUGAAAUUGCUAUAAAACUAUUCUUAAAAAAGUGGAAAAAUCAAGAACAAUUUAUUCAUUACUUCUCAAGUGAGUGGUUAGAAUCCAAAAACGGUUGGUAUGAAGGCUUAGAAAUGUAUGUUUCAAGCACAAAUAAUGCUCUAGAGGCAACAAAUCGUGUCAUAAAGAUGAAAUUACACUAA